Molecule: messenger RNA, 549 nt
Organism: Quercus robur (English oak)
Lineage: Eukaryota; Viridiplantae; Streptophyta; Magnoliopsida; Fagales; Fagaceae
Product: cytochrome P450 CYP736A12-like
Exons: 2
Coding region: 1-549 (182 amino acids)
Molecular function (GO): monooxygenase activity; oxidoreductase activity, acting on paired donors, with incorporation or reduction of molecular oxygen; iron ion binding
Source: RefSeq, a predicted model, not a curated record
AUGGAAGCUCUCGAAGCUGGCUCCAUUGGAUUGGAACGGCGCCUGAAGAAUGUUCCUGAGGCUCUCGACAAAGUCUUCGACGCAAUUAUCCGAGAACAUGAACAAGUUGACAUUGGGCAACAAGGUCAUCAUAGGGACUUUGUAGACACAUUACUUUCCUUGAUAAACCAACCCAUGAAUACCCAUGAUGAGCAAAUUUACACAAUUGACCGAGAGAGUAUAAAGGCUAUCAUGUUGGACAUGUUUGCGGGCGCAUCAGACACUUCAAGUGCUGCAAUUGAGUGGAGCCUCUCUGAGCUCUUGAGGCAUUCACGAGUAAUGAAACAUCUACAAGAAGAGCUAAGAAGUGUUGUUGGAAUGAAUAGAAUGGUGGAGGAAACAGAUUUGGAAAAGUUACCAUACUUGGAUAUGGUGAUAAGAGAGAGUUUUAGACUACAUCCUAUUGCAACAUUUCUAAUCCCACAUCAAUCCAUGAAGGACAUUGAGAUUAAUGGAUAUUACAUACCUAAGGGAACAGUAAUUUUAAUAAAUUCUUGGACUAUUGGAUGA